AUGACUGAAACGUUUCACCAAGACGCGGCUCUACCUAACUUCCUCACCUAUGAGAUCCUGUCGUGCAGCCCAGAAAAGCGGGAACAAGAGAUACUAUUAAAUCCAUGUUCGAUCGGCUCCUCGCAUCAACAUGUGUAUCUGCCUAUGCCUAGUAGUUCCAGUAUCUUAGAAACUCCAGUUAUGACUGAAACUUUGCACCAGGAGCCUGCUUUAUGUGGUAUAAUCACCAAUGACAAUCCGUCGUGCAGUGCGGAUAGGCACGAACCGGAGAUACCAUUAGAUCCACGUUUGAUUGGCUCCUCGCAUCAAAAUGUGUUUCUACCUGGUACAGCUAGCAGUCAUGAAAAUGAUAAUAAUGUGGGGGGCAGGCAGGGGCAGGCAUGA
Messenger RNA from Parnassius apollo (apollo), 384 nucleotides. The record is from the annotation of a GenBank genome assembly. NCBI's taxonomy places the organism in Eukaryota, Metazoa, Arthropoda, Insecta, Lepidoptera, Papilionidae.